Molecule: messenger RNA, 549 nt
Organism: Adineta steineri
Lineage: Eukaryota; Metazoa; Rotifera; Eurotatoria; Adinetida; Adinetidae
Source: the annotation of a GenBank genome assembly
AUGGCAAGUAACAAUACAAUAAAUGAUGAUUUCGUUCGCAAUUUAAUUGGAGAUUGGUAUUUUAAUGAAUUUUGGCAUACUACAACACGACCAAAUGAAGCAAUGCAUUUAGAAUAUACCAAAGCCUUAAUGAAUUUAGCAGCAGCGGAUGGUGUCUUAGCUGAAGAAGAACGACAAUGGAUCUUAGGUAAUACAGCAGCAAAAGGUGCUACGAAUAAAAUAAUCGAGUAUGUGAAAACAUAUACACCAACCAAAGCUGAUCUUGAGGCGUUAAUGAAAGAGAAACCAACCUUUAGUCAAUUUACGGCUCGAGCACUUAUCUUCGAAGCAUUUUUAGCAGCGAGUGCCGAUAACGAGUUACAUCAGGAUGAACGAAAUGCCAUCUGUCAACUUGGUAAAGUGAUGGGUAUAGAUGAUGCAAUCAUGAAGCAGAUUGAACAAGCGUUCGUCAACGAAAAGAAACACCGAGAUCAAGUGGUUACACUUAUGUUUCCUCAAGGUCUGAAAAAGACGAUUCAAAUAGUGGAAGUUGAUUUUAAGGAAAUUUAA